Cryphonectria parasitica EP155 is the source of this 1033-nucleotide messenger RNA. RefSeq names its product NAD(P)-binding protein. The record is from RefSeq and is a predicted model, not a curated record. Lineage: Eukaryota; Fungi; Ascomycota; Sordariomycetes; Diaporthales; Cryphonectriaceae. The coding region runs from base 1 to 1008 and encodes 335 amino acids. The transcript is spliced from 2 exons.
AUGACUCCAGCAACCUCUUUCUCGACCUUCUGGACGCACUUCUUCCCUCCAAGACCCAAAUUCACUGAUAAGGAUGUGCCAGACCUGACUGGCAAGGUCUGCGUGGUGACUGGUUCCAACACGGGCAUCGGCAAAGAUGUGGCCCGCAUCUUGUACCUCAAGAACGCCAGAGUCUACAUGGCGUGUCGCUCUGAGCAAAAGGCCCUCCGAGCUAUUGACGCUAUCAGGACUGACAAAGAAGCCGCCCACUCCCGCGGAGAGCUGAUAUUCCUGCCUCUCGACCUGUGCGACUUGUCCAAGACUCGAAACGCGGCACAGAGCCUCGUCAAAAAAGAGGAUAAGAUUCACGUCUUGUUCAACAAUGCAGGUGUUCUGAGCAGCCCCGGUGACCCAUGGCGGAAGACGAAGCAGGGUUACGACAUCGCCCUGGGCGUCAACUGCGUAGCCACGUUCCUGUUCACCCGGCUGCUGACACCCACGCUCGCUGCCACAGCUCAGGCCGAACAACAGCCGAACACGGUACGGGUUAUCUGGCUGUCGUCCUUUGGCCUGGAGCUCGAAGGCGUGGGCGUUGUCCUGGAUAAUAUUCACUACGAAAAGCCUGAGAGCCAUACCCGGCGGUACGGACUGAGCAAGACAGGCGCCUGGGCGCUGGGAGUCGAGUACGCUCGGCGCCACUCCCGCUCUGACGGCAUCGUCAGCGUCCCUCUCAAUCCUGGUAAUCUCCGAUCCGAAUUGGCUCGGGACCAGGGCAUCGCGAUAAAGAUUCUUGUUGAGCUGCUUUGUUAUCCUGUGAUCAAUGGGGCUUAUACAGAGCUGUUCGCCGCCUUCUCGCCAGAGGUGACCGUCGAGUCCGACUGGUCCAAAGAGUGGAUAAUCCCAUUUGGCCGGUUCUACCCCCUGCGGCCUGAUCUUCCCAAGGCAACCAAGACUGAGGCUGAAGGUGGCACAGGUGGGGUCAGCAAGUUCUGGGAGUGGUGUGAAGACCAGGUCAAGGAGUAUCUAUAGAGGUGAUAAAUGUUCCCUUUAUUUA